Penicillium manginii is the source of this 1611-nucleotide messenger RNA. Its product is annotated as cytochrome P450. The record is from RefSeq and is a predicted model, not a curated record. Gene Ontology annotation, molecular function: oxidoreductase activity, acting on paired donors, with incorporation or reduction of molecular oxygen; monooxygenase activity; heme binding. The coding region runs from base 1 to 1611 and encodes 536 amino acids. The transcript is spliced from 4 exons. Lineage: Eukaryota; Fungi; Ascomycota; Eurotiomycetes; Eurotiales; Aspergillaceae.
AUGUCGACCGAUAUUUCUCCUGUUUUCCUACACACAAUCCUUUCGGGACAACUUAUAGUUUCAUCUCUCCUCGCUGCUCUUUCCAGCUACAUCUUCUACCAAAUUUGGCUCCACCCUUUGGCACGCUAUCCAGGUCCAUUCUGGGCUAAGCUCACAAACCUCUACUCGGUCGUUCAUGCCAUACGUGGUGAUCGUCAUGAAGAUCUAUAUCGACUACAUCGGCGACACGGGCGUAUAGUGCGAAUUGGACCGGACCGGGUCUCGAUCCUGGAUGUACAAGCCCUCGAACCUAUCUAUGGCUUCCAAGCAAACGUGCAGAAAAGCCAGUGGUACCAAGGUUUCUACGAUGUGUCUAUCUUUAAUGCGAUCGACCGCAAAGUCCACGCCCGCAAGCGACGGGUGAUGUCUCAAGCAUUUUCCAGUCAGGCACUUCGAGGCAUGGAGCCACUUAUCAUAUCAGCCAUUCGCGAUUGGUGUCUUGCCCUCGGCGACCGGCAUCCGCAGGCCAUGCGUAACCGGGAGACUCAAAGUAAUGGGGUGAGCAGUGGCCACGAGGAGGCUUGGUCCAUCCCCAAAGAUAUGGUGCACUGGAGCGCAUGUGUCAUAUUCGAUGCGCUGGGCGAGAUCUGCUUUGGAAGCACAUACAACACUUCUCUCAGCACUGCGAACCACUUCUUCUUCCCGCUGAUGGCGCUGAACGUUCGCAUACUCAACAUCUGUGGCCAGAUGCCCAUUCUGCGUCGCCUUGGGAUCGACAAAUACAUGCGCAUGGGGACAGCUGCCAAUCGCAAGCGUCAGAUUGCCUUCUCGCAGCAGCAGCUGGCCACUCGGCUAGGGUCGAAUCCGAACAACCGACAUGAUAUCGUUUACUAUUUACAGAAGGCUCGCGACCCAGAUACUGGAGAGGGAUAUUCGCAACAAGAGUUAAUCUCAGAGGUGACUCUGCUUCUGGGAGCCGGUGCGUCUUGUCCCUGCGCUUCCUACAUCUAUUGCGCUUCUUACAUUUCUUUUACUAAGUCAACAUCAGGCUCCGACACAGCCAAUACAGCCCUUACAGCCACCUUCUACUUCCUCUCACACCACCCCUCAAUCUUAAGCCGCCUGACCACCGAAAUCCGCAGCACCUUUACAACCCUUGAAUCCAUCGUCCCUAGUUUCACACUCUCCGCCCACAGCUACCUGCGUGCUUGCAUCGAAGAAAGCAUGCGUCUCUGCCCCCCCGAUCCCAAUGGACCUGCCCCGCGAAGUUCUUCCCGGGGGACUCUACCUCGACGAGGACCAUUUCUUCCCAGCGGGCACGGUGCUCGUACGAUCCGAGUCGGUGGUUACUACGUGAGAACGGGGGGGGGGGUGAGUGCGGAGGUUAUGACUCACCAGCGUAAGGCGUUUGUGCCGUUUAGUCUCGGCCCCAGAGCGUGCAUUGGGAGGAGUUUGGCGAUCGUCGAGCUGGAGAUUAGCAUUGCGCGGGUGCUGUGGAUGUAUGAUUUGCGGUUGGCGCCGGGGACGGAGGGGUUGGGAGUGGGUCGGGACAGGGAGUACAAGAUGAGGGAUAAUUUUAUUGUUGGAAAGAAGGGGCCUGUGCUACAGUUUCGAGAGGUGGUAAGGGGAUGA